GUCCCACACCUCACACAUUCAGCAUGAUGACAUCGACUACUUCAGUAAACGUCACAGAAUGGAAACCCAAAGUCCACAGGGCCGCAGUCUCGAGAUUUAGUUCGGGUAGCGAUAUGACUGUGGCAAACUCACGCGAACUCACUUGUGCGCUUCCGUUAGCUUCGUUACGGUACCGCUCGUGUUGAUAUUGUGCAAUAAUCAAGCGGGCGAUUUGAUGGAAUCUGAUAAUACGAUCGGGCUCAACGUUUGUUGUAUUUAUUGCUUAAAUAAAAGUUUCUAUUUUAAGUCAUGACGGAAAUAUUUUCAACUCUCUUCGGACAAACUGAUGCUCAGGCACCCCAAGGCUCUACCGCUCUAGGUUUUGGGCCGGGAAAACCACCUCCACCGCUCCCGCAAACUCAAUCAUCAGUGCCGGCACAAAUCCCACCACAACACGGUGACGAAGGCCCUCCCGUUCGGAAGCCGGGAGUCAUGAACGAACCCUUCUAUUUAUUGCGAGAGUUGCCUGUUGGAAACGAUUUAACUGGAAACACGAACCUUAUAACACACUACAACCUCGAGCACGCAUACAACAAGUUCUGUGGCAAGAAAGUGAAGGAAAAACUUAGCAACUUCCUGCCAGAGUUACCAGGAAUGAUAGAUUGUCCAGGCGUUCAGGACGGCAGUUCCUUGCGUUCUCUAAUAGAGAAGCCUCCAGUCUGCGGAAACUCAUUCAGCCCACUCACCGGGGCUCUACUGACGGGCUUCAGACUACACACUGGACCGCUUCCAGAGCAGUACAGACUCAUGCACAUUCAACCUCCAAAGAAAAAGAGCAAACACAAACACAGACAUCAUCGACCUCAGGACCCCAUGCCACCAGCAGAGACACCGUCAGACUCUGACCCUAAGAAGAAGAAGAAAAAGAGGGAUGAUGACCCUGAGCGUAAAAAGAAAAAGAAAGACAAGAAGAAGAAAAAGAAUCGACACAGUCCUGAUCAUCCUGGUAUUACUGGAACUCAACCCAACAGCAACAGUCUGAGAUAGAGUGAGAAUAUGGUGUGUGGGUGUGUGUGUAUGUAUGUAUGGGUAUGUGAAUAACUGUGACAAAAAGAUGAUGCGUGCUAAUGUCAUGGUGUGUGUAUUUUGUGUGAUGUUGAGACUGAUUGAUUGUUACACAUGGAUCCUCUUUCUUGUUGUUUUUGCCUUAUUGUUUAGUAGGAAUAAAAAAAAUUUGUUAUUCUA
This is a messenger RNA of Electrophorus electricus (electric eel), 1224 nucleotides long. It is a transcript of the gene med19a, whose product is annotated as mediator complex subunit 19a. Lineage: Eukaryota; Metazoa; Chordata; Actinopteri; Gymnotiformes; Gymnotidae. Gene Ontology annotation, cellular component: mediator complex. The record is from RefSeq and is a predicted model, not a curated record. Gene Ontology annotation, molecular function: transcription factor binding; transcription coregulator activity. Gene Ontology annotation, biological process: positive regulation of transcription by RNA polymerase II.